Euleptes europaea (tarantolino) is the source of this 1134-nucleotide messenger RNA. RefSeq names its product solute carrier family 25 member 48 (gene SLC25A48). The record is from RefSeq and is a predicted model, not a curated record. Gene Ontology annotation, molecular function: transmembrane transporter activity. The coding region runs from base 208 to 1134 and encodes 308 amino acids. Gene Ontology annotation, cellular component: mitochondrion. Gene Ontology annotation, biological process: transmembrane transport. NCBI's taxonomy places the organism in Eukaryota, Metazoa, Chordata, Lepidosauria, Squamata, Sphaerodactylidae. The transcript is spliced from 7 exons.
GUUGUUUCAGUUUUGAAGCUGCUGAAAGUUGUCAAAGAAACAAACUACUGCUAUGCAGUCACUCUAGGACACUGUGGGAUGUGGAAAAAAACAGACUGAAAGAGAGAGAUAAUCAGAUUCUCUUCUGUUGCUUGCUUGCUGCUGAAGGAGCUGAAAGUGAACUGCCCCGAGAAUAAAAUUGACCAGGACUGAUUAAAAAAUAAUAAUAUGGGCAGCCUUCAGUUGGAUGAUUUUGUAGCUGGAUGGGUAGGAGGAGCCACAGGUGUAAUUGUGGGACAUCCUUUGGACACAGUAAAGACUCGCUUACAAGCUGGACAAGGCUAUGGAAGCACAUUUAACUGUGUCCUCACUGUGUACAGAAAUGAAACUGCUGCUGGAUUCUUCAAGGGAAUGUCAUUCCCACUUGUUAGCAUCGCUGUCUACAACUCAGUGGUAUUUGGUGUCUUCAGCAAUAUCCAAAGGUUCAUUUGCCGGCAUCGCUAUGGGAAUUCUAACAGUUCGCCAGCUCUUAUGGACUUAGCGUUAGCAAGCAUGGCAGCAGGGACUGUGUCAGUAGGAAUUGGUGGCCCAGUUGAUCUGGUAAAGAUACGGCUACAGAUGCAGACCCAAACUUUUCUUGAAGCUAACUUAAACCUGAAACACAGAGUCACUGGCAUUUCCAUACAGACUGCCUACAGAGGCCCAGUUCACUGUGUUGCCACAAUUCUUCGGCAGGAUGGUUUAGCUGGACUCUAUCGAGGUUCUAGUGCUAUGAUUCUGAGGGACAUUCCUGGAUAUUGCCUCUACUUUAUUCCGUACACAUUUCUCUGUGGAUGGAUCACCCCAGAUGGAUGCCUAUCUCCUAGCCCCUUUUCUGUGUGGAUAGCUGGUGGUAUUGCAGGAGCAAUAUCUUGGGGAACUGCUACUCCUAUGGAUGUUGUGAAGAGUCGUCUUCAAGCAGAUGGGGUUUAUUUCAAGAAAUACAAAGGAGUCAUUGAUUGUAUCUCCCAAAGUUAUCAUAAUGAUGGUCUAAAGGUCUUUUUUAGGGGGCUCACGGUGAAUGCAGUGCGUGGAUUCCCAAUGAGUGCUGCCAUGUUCCUUGGAUAUGAACUUUCACUCAAAGCCCUAAGAGACCAAGCGGAAACAAAUCCUUGA